This is a messenger RNA of Pediculus humanus corporis (human body louse), 1320 nucleotides long. Its product is annotated as COP9 signalosome complex subunit, putative. Gene Ontology annotation, molecular function: protein binding. The transcript has 8 exons. Gene Ontology annotation, cellular component: COP9 signalosome. The coding region runs from base 1 to 1320 and encodes 439 amino acids. Gene Ontology annotation, biological process: protein deneddylation. NCBI's taxonomy places the organism in Eukaryota, Metazoa, Arthropoda, Insecta, Psocodea, Pediculidae. The record is from RefSeq and is a predicted model, not a curated record.
AUGUCAGACGUAGAUGAUUUUAUGUGUGAAGAGGAAGAAGAUUACGUUUUGAUGGAAUAUUCAGAGGACAGUAAUUCAGAACCGGAUGUUGAUUUAGAAAAUCAGUAUUAUAAUUCAAAAGCUUUGAAAGAAGAUGAUCCGAAAGCUGCAUUAUCUUCUUUUCAAAAAGUUUUAGAUUUAGAAGGUGGCGAUAAAGGAGAAUGGGGAUUUAAGGCUCUUAAGCAAAUGAUUAAAAUUAAUUUUAAAUUGAUGAUGUUUCGCUAUGAACAAUUGCUUACAUAUAUUAAAAGUGCAGUUACAAGAAAUCAUAGUGAAAAAUCAAUCAAUUCAAUUUUAGAUUAUAUUUCUACAUCAAAAAAUAUGGAAUUACUACAAAACUUUUAUGAAACUACUUUGGAUGCUCUCAAAGAUGCCAAAAAUGACAGAUUAUGGUUUAAAACAAAUACAAAGUUAGGAAAGCUUUAUUUUGAUAGAUCAGAUUUUCAAAGGCUUGCUAAAAUUUUAAAACAACUUCAUCAGUCUUGCCAGACUGAUGAUGGAGAAGAUGACCUCAAAAAAGGUACUCAGCUAUUAGAAAUUUAUGCUCUUGAAAUUCAAAUGUACACAGCGCAAAAAAAUAACAAAAAACUUAAAACAUUAUAUGAACAGUCAUUACAUAUUAAAGCUGCUAUACCUCAUCCUCUUAUCAUGGGCGUUAUUAGAGAAUGUGGUGGCAAAAUGCACUUAAGGGAAGGAGAAUUUGAAAAAGCUCACACUGAUUUUUUUGAAGCAUUUAAAAACUAUGAUGAAUCCGGGAGUCCAAGAAGGACUACUUGCCUCAAAUAUCUUGUAUUGGCUAAUAUGUUAAUUAAAUCAGGAAUUAAUCCAUUUGAUUCUCAAGAAGCGAAACCAUAUAAAAAUGAUCCUGAAAUAUUGGCCAUGACCAAUUUGGUUUCGGCAUAUCAAAAUAAUGAUAUUAAUGAAUUUGAAACGAUAUUAAAACAGAAUAGGCAAAAUAUUAUGGAUGAUCCAUUUAUUCGAGAGCAUAUAGAAGACUUACUUAGAAACAUUAGAACACAAGUUUUAAUUAAAUUGAUAAAACCCUACACGAGAAUUCACAUACCUUUUAUAUCCAAAGAAUUAAAUAUCGAUGCAGCAGAGGUUGAAAGUUUACUCGUAUCCUGCAUACUAGAUAGUACAAUUCAAGGAAGAAUCGAUCAAGUAAAUCAAGUUUUAACUUUAGAUAAAGAAUCCCGGUGUGCUGCUCGAUAUAACGCAUUGGAUAAAUGGACUAAUCAAUUAUGCACACUUCACUUAGCCAUAGUCAAUAAAAUGUAUUAA